UGGAGGACAGCAGGUAGAGAUGAGGACAGAAGCAACAUUGCCAGCAGGCACUUGAUGACGAAAUGGCUCCAAAGAUUUGUGGUGCCACAAAUCCCCCAUCCACAAUUGAUGAUACUGAAGAGCUGACCACUGAGAGCAAGUGCAUCCAUACAGCCGUCAGCCACCCAAAUCAGACCAGUCCAGAGCUCGGCCCUCUCAUCAAGGUUGGACAGGCCCUUGAUGACAAAUUGGCUCCAAACAUUUGUGGUGCCACAAAUCCCCCAUCCACAAUUGAUGAUACUGAAGAGCUGACCACUGAGAGCAAGUGCAUCCAUACAGCCGUCAGCCACCCAAAUCAGACCAGUCCAGAGCUCGGCCCUCUCACCAAGUGUCAAAAACCCUGCCUGCUGUCCACAACAGUAUCCUCCUUGGAUAAGUGUGUUCAUUGUGUGAGACCUGUAACUUCCUUCAAGUGGCUUGGCUAUCGAUGCACAGAUGAGAUUGCGUUAAGUAAAGCUGAAGACAGUGGGAGCGAAUCUGAUAACGGCAACACAGAAGUUACAGCAUCAGAGUUUGGAACUGUGGAGCCUGUGGAUUUUGACUCUACAACCACAGAGCAAGACCAUGACAUUGGAGUCUUUGGAUCAGUGUCAUUUGUGUCGUCCACAGUAAAUGAGAGUGUACAUCCCUCUGAAGGGAAUUAUGCUGAUAAAGAACAUGGAUCCAGAAGAGUGGCAAAGAAAAUGUGGUCUAAGGCUGAGGUUGCUGCUGUAAUGCGACACUUCAAAGAUCAUAUAAAGGGGGAAACUGGCCACCAAAACUGA
Messenger RNA from Perca fluviatilis (European perch), 803 nucleotides. RefSeq lists its product as uncharacterized. The record is from RefSeq and is a predicted model, not a curated record. Bases 63 to 803 code for a protein of 246 amino acids. NCBI's taxonomy places the organism in Eukaryota, Metazoa, Chordata, Actinopteri, Perciformes, Percidae. The transcript has 9 exons.